This is a messenger RNA of Brachypodium distachyon (stiff brome), 957 nucleotides long. Its product is annotated as structure-specific endonuclease subunit slx1. The transcript is spliced from 3 exons. The coding region runs from base 72 to 614 and encodes 180 amino acids. Gene Ontology annotation, molecular function: crossover junction DNA endonuclease activity; 5'-flap endonuclease activity. The record is from RefSeq and is a predicted model, not a curated record. Gene Ontology annotation, cellular component: Slx1-Slx4 complex. Lineage: Eukaryota; Viridiplantae; Streptophyta; Magnoliopsida; Poales; Poaceae. Gene Ontology annotation, biological process: double-strand break repair via homologous recombination.
CAAUUCGUAUUUGCCUCCUUGGAUGCAUCGCCGUGGAAGGCGAGGAGUUCCGGCCGCCGGAGAGGUGAGAGAUGAGCCUCUCCGCCACCUUCCGGUCCACCAAAAUCCCCCGCCGCACUCUCCCCACCAAAUCCGUCGAGGCUGUCGCCCUCUCUCCCUCCCGGGUACCGGCCGCGCCCGCCUCCGCCGCGUCCGGAGAUCCAUCGGCGGCAGCCGCCGGGAAGAGCAAGAAGAAAGAGAAGAAGGAGGAAGCGGCGGCGGCGGCGGCGUGGUGCGUCUACCUCAUCGCCUCCUCCCGGAUCCCUCGCACGUACGUCGGCGUCACCACCGACUUCCCUCGCCGGUUGAGACAACAUAAUGGCGAGUUAAAAGGUGGUGCGAAAGCAUCCUCUGCUGGAAGGCCGUGGAAUCUCGCAUGCCUUGUUGAAGGCUUCACCAACAGAAGUGAAGCAUGCGAGUUCGAAUCGAAGUGGAAGAACAUCUCCAAGAAGAUGACGCGGAAGAGCAGCAAGCCCGGGAUGAGCUCGGUGCUGCAGCACCGGGAAGCGGCGUUGGGCAAGGUGAAAACCUUUCAGGACUGCAGCCGCCUCGAUAUCAAAUGGCACUCCAGCUGAGGCUGUGUUUCUCCCGCUGUUGUAUGUACACUGUACACACAUUUAACCGUGGAAGAAAUUGCCCGCUAACUUGUGAAGUUCGUGAGGGUUCUUCACUGCAGAGGCUUCUCGACUUCCGUAGUUCAUGAUAUGUACAAAAAGGGUUCCCUUGUCUUGCAGCUCAAAUGAGCAUACAUUUACACAUUCAUCUGGUAGCAGAUUGAUGAUGAUGCCAAAUUGAGGGAACCGGUGAUUGCAAACUCUGGUUUCUUUUGUUUGGGCAUUGUGAUAAGAGUGUCCCUACAGAUAAAGUAUAUUGUAUUGUAUUGUAUUGUAUCGUAUGAUCAAUCCCUUUCUUCACAUA